Andrographis paniculata is the source of this 1350-nucleotide messenger RNA. RefSeq names its product TPR repeat-containing thioredoxin TDX. The transcript is spliced from 10 exons. The record is from RefSeq and is a predicted model, not a curated record. Gene Ontology annotation, molecular function: Hsp70 protein binding; protein dimerization activity. NCBI's taxonomy places the organism in Eukaryota, Viridiplantae, Streptophyta, Magnoliopsida, Lamiales, Acanthaceae. The coding region runs from base 60 to 1154 and encodes 364 amino acids.
UCCUCGCUUCAAUUCCAUUGAAGAAGAAGGAGAGAAUCACAGAGGAGAGUAGCGCAAAAAUGGACGCUGAGAGAAUCAAAGAGCUGAAGGCCUUUGUGGAGCACUGCAAGCGCACCCCUUCUCUACUGCAAACUCCUUCUCUUGCUUUCUUCACUAAUUUCCUUCAAAGCUUGGGAGCUCAAAUUCCAGUUUCUGAAGAUUCGGCUAAUGAACGUAGUGGUGGUCAAGAUGAGGACAUUGUCGAGUCAGAUGUUGAGUUGGAUGAUGCUGAUGUUGUGGAGCCGGACAACGACCCUCCACUAAAGAUGGGAGAUCCUUCCAUUGAAGUAACUGAAGAGUCUCAGGAAAUUGCUCAGUCAUGGAAGGCAAAAGCUGUUGAUGCAGUCUCUGAGGGUAAGUAUAGUGAAGCCAUAGAUCACUUGACCGAAGCAAUCAUGUUGAACCCCAAGUCAGCAAUCUUAUAUGCAAAUAGAGCAAGUAUCUUUGUCAAACUAAAGAAACCAAAUGCUGCAAUUGGUGACGCCAAUGCAGCUUUACAGAUUAACCCCGACUCAGCAAAAGGGUAUAAAGCACGUGGAAUGGCACGAGCAAUGUUGGGCUCGUGGGAAGAGGCAGCUAGAGAUUUGCAUGUGGCAUCCAAAUUGGAUUUUGAUGAAGAGAUUGACUCGACACUAAAAAAGGUUGAACCUAAUGUACAUAAAAUUGAAGAGCAUCGUCGGAAAUAUGAAAGGAUACGAAAAGAGAUACGAAAAGAAAAGGAGCUUAGAAAAGCUGAGCUCGAGAGGCUGCGCCAAGAAGCUGAAGCCGCUGAGGCCUUAAAAGAUGGAGAAGUAAUCGUCAUCCCAUCUGCGCAUGAGCUGAAAACUAAGCUGAAUGCCGCUACAAAAACUUGGCGUCUUGCAGUGAUCUAUUUCACAGCAACAUGGUGCGGCCCCUGCCGCCAAAUUGCUCCUGUAUUCUCAACCUUAGCUGGGCGGUACCCACGAGGGGUGUUUCUGAAAGUUGAUAUUGACGCGGCAAGAGAUGCUGCUGCCGAAUACAAUAUUAGCAGCGUGCCAACUUUCUUUUUCAUCAAGAACGGAAGAGAGGUCGAUAAGGUCGUCGGAGCCGAUAAAAAUGAACUUGAACGAAAGGUUGCUCUUCAUGCUGGUUAGUUAUCUGAAGAAAAAAAUCUUUUUCAUGCUAACAAAAAUUAUGAUUUCUUACAAUUUGAUUUGUGUUUGGAUGUCUUUUUCUUUGAUUAUGGUAAUAAUUAUACUUAAGAUAGCAUAACUUGUGUAGAGGGAUUAAAUCUUGUGUUUAUAAUUAUUGAUCCUUGUAACUUCUAAAAAGGGUGGGCUUUUGGUAUUA